ACAACCAUUUGCUAUAUGAUUGUAUGUAGCAUUCAAUAAAAAUUGUAUAAUAUAGUUUAGUGUGGUUACCAAAAAAAAGUAAUUUAUAUGUAAUUUAAUUUGUAACCAAAAUUAUUGUAUAAUUUCUUGUAUAUAAAUUAAUUCAAUACCUAAAAAAAUAUUUCACAUUAAUUUUGCAAGAAAACAUAAAAAAAAUAUUUAACAAACAAAAGAUUAAUAUAUUAAAUUAAAUUAAAUUAAAUUAAUUGAUUAAAAGUUACUAUUCUGAGAUAUUUAAUAAAUACCUUAAUAAGAUUUAUUUGCUAUUUAUAUUCUUAAAUAUGUUAUAUAGUAAUGAAUUUGUCCAAUCAUGAUUCUUAUACAGUAGAUUUUUAGUGACUUUAUUUUAACAGAUUAUAUGUAUGUCAAAACAUGUAAAGGAAACAAAUCUGUUGAUCUGAGUUAUAAAGGAUAGUGAUCUCUCUUUUUUCUUUUGUUAAUUAGAGAUUGUAAUAGAUCUUAUUACACUGGUAAAUCAAAUAGGGAAAUAUAAAUAUCGUACAAGAGAUAUAACUUUCUUCAGUGAAGAGGGCUAAUUCUUCCUCUCCGAGGAACCAAAGCUGCAAAGGAACUCAAGAAAAAGAAAAAUUGUGAAUUUUUCUAAGUCAACAGAAGGAGAUGAAAAACGGAGCUAUUGUAAUGAAGAUGGCUCGAGUCAUGACUCAGGUUUUCGUUCUGAUAUUUCUUCUUCAAGGUGUUCAUUCCCGAACGUCACGAAACAAAUCGAAUAUCGCUAAACCGGGACAAAACCUCGCAUCUCCCCCGGUUACGCUUAAGAAAAUUGGCCUUAACCAAGUUGUCGUUGAUAAUGGUAUCAUCCAAGUCACCUUCUCGAAUCCAUCAGGCUUAAUAACUGGAAUCAAGUAUAAUGGUUUUAACAAUGUGUUGAACGAUAAAAUCGAGGAUCGCGGGUAUUGGGAUGUAGUAUGGUAUGAACCAGAAAAAAACCCGCAAACAGAUUUUUUAAAAGGAGAAAAAAUCGAUAUUAUAAAUCAAACAAGUGAGCAUGUCGAAAUUUCAUUUUCAAGAACAUGGACAAUGGCUCGACGUGGCUCGAUAGCCCCAUUAAACGUUGAUAAAAGAUAUAUUAUUCGACGCGGUGUAUCUGGAGUGUAUAUGUACGCUGUGUUAGAGAGGUUAAAAGGCUGGCCGCAAGUGGAGAUGGACCAAACUAGAAUUGUCUUCAAGCUUGACACAACAAAAUUCGAUUUUAUGGCUAUAUCAGAUAAUCGGCAGAAAGUUAUGCCUUCUGAUGCAGAUCGAAAUAUCAACAAUGGCAUUGCCGCUCCAUUGGCUUACAAGGAAGCGGUUCGGUUGAUGAAUCCACAAAAUCACACGCUUAAAGGGCAGGUUGACGAUAAGUAUAUGUACUCGAUGGAAAGCAAGGACAACAAAGUACAUGGUUGGAUCUCUUCUGACCAACGUGUCGGCUUCUGGAUGAUUACUCCCAGCGAUGAGUUCCGUGCUUGUGGGCCCGUCAAACAAGAUCUCACUUCUCAUGUUGGACCCACCGUACUUUCUAUGUUUACAAGUGUACAUUACGUGGGAAAAGAAAUGAAUACAGCUUAUGCAAGCAGUGAGCCGUGGAAGAAAAUGUUCGGUCCUGUUUUUGUUUAUCUCAAUUCUCCCUCCUCUAGUGAUCCCCUUUGGACGGAUGCUAAACGACAGAUGGCUGCCGAGGUUCAAAGCUGGCCUUAUGACUUCGUGAAGUCAGUUGAUUACCCUCUUCACCACCGAAGAGGAACAGUCGAGGGUCAACUAUUUGUCACGGACAGUUACAAAAGCAAGUCGAAGUUAUACGCGGAGUUUGCUUUUGUGGGUUUAGCACUACCUGGUCAAGCUGGUUCAUGGCAAACCGAAAACAAGGGAUAUCAAUUUUGGACACGAGCAGACAAAAGGGGGAGGUUCGCAAUAGCGAAUGUGAGACCAGGAAGUUAUAGCCUCUACGCAUGGGUUGUCGGAUUUAUUGGAGAUUAUAAAUACGAGCGCGACAUUAUCAUCACACCAGGCAAGGAGAUAAACGUAGGACCAAUAGUGUACGAGCCGCCAAGAAAUGGUCCGACGCUGUGGGAAAUCGGGGUACCGGAUCGGACCGCAGCAGAAUUCAAUAUUCCAGAUCCGGAUCCAACCCUUUUGACCAAACUCUAUCUUAGUAACGCAAAUCCUUCUCAAGACAGAUUUAGACAAUAUGGUCUAUGGAAUCGUUACAGUGUUUUGUAUCCUCGAAAAGAUCUUGUUUUUACUGCUGGAGUAAGUGACUAUAAAAAAGAUUGGUUCUAUGCACAUGUCAACAGAUAUUCUGGAAAAGAGAAAUAUCAAGCAACGACAUGGAAAAUAGUGUUUAAUUUAAAAACAAUGAUUAAAACAGGAAAUUACACACUUCGAAUGGCUUUGGCUGCAGCCACGAAUGCGGAUUUAUUUGUUCGGGUUAACAAAGCUAAUUCCAAUCCUAUUUUCACGAGCGGGUUAAUAGGUCGGGAUAACGCGAUCGCUAGGCAUGGAAUUCAUGGUCUAUACAGAUUGUACAAUAUCGAUGUUCAAAGAAAGUUGCUUAGGGUUGGUGAUAAUACAUUUUUUCUUACUCAAAAUCGGAAUACUAGUUUGUUUACUGGUGUUAUGUACGACUAUCUUCGUUUGGAAGGUCCAUAUUAAGUAUAAUUAAUAAAUUAAUAAAAGAUGAGUGAAUUAAUUUAGUCACAAUUUAUUUAUUAGCUAAUAUAGCUUCAAAUUUCAUGGAUAUUAAGUAUAAUGCAUUUUAUGGCUACAUAGAAUAAUAGUUACCAUUAAAAUUAUGGCUAAUUGUAUAGUUAAGAUAGACGCAAAUUCAGUUUUUGCUAUUUAUGGAUAUCAUUGAACGGAAACAAUGGAUAAUGUUUGAACGAUAUUCAGAAACUCAAAACUAAAAAAAAGUUUGUGGUUGCGCUUAGAUGUUCAUCAAAUAACCACAAAAUUUUCACGUACUUACAGUAAAAUUCGCAGUUGUAACCAGUUUUUCUUGAUAAUAAAUACACCUCCAAUUUGGAUCAGAGUUAUAAAACAUAGUGACUGUAAAAACAAAAAAAAAUUGGUAAAUCAAAAAACAAAAAAAAAUUGUACAAGUGAUACAAAUUUCUUCAGUGGAGAAGGCUCGUCAUAAGAAUUACAGCUGAAAAGGAACUGAAUAAAUAGAAAAAUAGGGAAAUCAUAUAAGA
Messenger RNA from Brassica napus (rape), 3230 nucleotides. Its product is annotated as probable rhamnogalacturonate lyase B. The transcript has 16 exons. NCBI's taxonomy places the organism in Eukaryota, Viridiplantae, Streptophyta, Magnoliopsida, Brassicales, Brassicaceae. The record is from RefSeq and is a predicted model, not a curated record. The coding region runs from base 658 to 2691 and encodes 677 amino acids. Gene Ontology annotation, biological process: carbohydrate metabolic process. Gene Ontology annotation, molecular function: carbohydrate binding; catalytic activity.